AUGACCACAGCAGCCCAUGAGCAGGCACAUCAUGCCCUCAAUACUAUGUUCCUUCGCAAGUGUGCGUCCAUGAAUGGGUUGCACUUGGAGCUACAAGUGAUGGGACAAGUCGCGAUUACAUCGAACGGGGUCACGAAGAAACCUGACCAGUCGUACCGCCCCACAGUCCUUCCGCAAACCCGUUCUGACCGCUGGCCUACAGUGGUAAUCGAAUGCGCGUACUCUCAGAACAGGUCGAAGCUUGCGGAGGACGCUCGCUGGUGGCUGUUGGAAGCAGGCGGUGCCGUGAAGACAGCUCUUAAUAUUACUGUUCACGAAACAGAAAGAGAAGUCACUAUCGAAAAUUGGGAAUCAAUCCCACGGGGAACAAGACAGGAUGAAAACAAGAAGGUCGCGGAAAUAACUCAGCGUGUUGUCAUGUCCCAGAAGACAGUCAAUGAUCCCAUUCGCGUGACAGGAUACCCUCUGACGCUACCCUUCGAGCACUUUUUCCUUCGACCCGCCAAUCCUGGCGAAGGGGACAUUGUCCUGGACAAUUCGGAUAUGGAGACCAUCGCGAAAUUAGUCUGGAACAUUCCAAGGUUUAAGAUGCCUGGGACGAAGUUGACGACGUCUUUGAGAUCUGCUCGGAAGCGCGAACAGCAUAGCCUGAAUAUCAGUACCUUAGCUAUGGAAUGA
Aspergillus thermomutatus is the source of this 678-nucleotide messenger RNA. RefSeq lists its product as uncharacterized. The record is from RefSeq and is a predicted model, not a curated record. NCBI's taxonomy places the organism in Eukaryota, Fungi, Ascomycota, Eurotiomycetes, Eurotiales, Aspergillaceae. The transcript has a single exon. Bases 1 to 678 code for a protein of 225 amino acids.